Messenger RNA from Plasmodium cynomolgi strain B, 3981 nucleotides. RefSeq lists its product as hypothetical. NCBI's taxonomy places the organism in Eukaryota, Apicomplexa, Aconoidasida, Haemosporida, Plasmodiidae. The transcript has 2 exons. The coding region runs from base 1 to 3981 and encodes 1326 amino acids. Gene Ontology annotation, molecular function: protein binding. The record is from RefSeq and is a predicted model, not a curated record.
AUGAUGGGCGGUGAAGUGAUCGUCGAGAAGAACCCGGAGAGCAAAUUCUGCGUGGCGAGCAAGGAGCCGCUGUGCGACAGCGUCAUAUGGGAGCUGUUACAGAACUACUAUCAGAAGGCGGCCAUCAACGCAUGGAAGGAAAAUGUUGUGCCCUCCUUCGUGACUAGCAACAGCAAAAUCGCCAAAGACUACGCGCGAGUGAUAAUUAAUUACAUGAAGGACUGGUUCAACAGCAAAGAGUGUGACAGAAAUGUACCAAUAUACAUAUUAGAAAUAGGAGCAGGCCAUGGGAAAUUUACGUAUCUCAUUUUAAGAGCAUUAACCAAAUAUCAGAAAUACUUUAAGAGCAUGAACCUACCGGACAGGCCAUUCGUGUAUGUAUUUACAGACAUCGCAAAAGACAACAUCACGUAUUGCAUGAACAAUGGGAGGUUGAAGCGGUUCAUUAGCACGAGGGAGAGUUGUGAUCGAACGUUCACAAGUAAGAACAACUCUUAUUAUGACUCGGAGUUUGAAAAAAAUGAAGAAAUCAAUUACGACUCGUCGACAAACACAUCAAGCUAUUCCUCAUCGUAUAACGAUACGGAUUAUUCAGAAGAAGGGGUAAGAAAUUAUUCCAACUUUUCUAUGCUGGAUUUUGCGUACUUUGAUGGAAAUGAAACGGAAGAAAAAAUUUUUUUACAAGUGUCCAAAAGCUACAUUCCUGAAAAUACACCCAUAGUGCUAAUUUGCAACUAUGUGCUCGAUUCGCUGCUCACCGAUGCCUGGAUUGUUAAUGGAGAGGAAGACUUCAGGAGGGCCCUUCUUUCUGUGUACUCCCCUAAUGUAGAGGAAGAAAAAACGAAUGCGGAUAUUAUGCUACGUAUGUCUGUCACGUGGGAUUGGGAAAAGGUCAAUAUCGAUGAAGAAAUUAAGAAGCCCCAAACGGAGAAACCAUCCGAUUAUUUAAGAAAAUAUAAAGAAAUUUACACUGUGCUAAAGUUGUACUCCUAUUUUAAUCAACCAUUAUCUUUUGUCCUUCCAGUGGGAGCAUUUAUUUUAUUUGACAGGAUAUUAAAGUUGAGUGGAAAUAAAUUAUUGUGUCUUAUUGGUGAUAAGGGUUACCAAUCUUAUGAAGAAUUUAAGGGACAUAGAGAUCCACAUAUUGUAGUGCAUGGUAGUCUCUCCUUUAUGAUCGUCACUCUGUUGAUGCAUAAGAAGCAUUAUGAGGGGGGAGACUACGAAUCGGGGGUGGAAGAAGGAGUUUUUACAUCAGGGAGAAAUAGCCUCGGUGAUGAAUCGAACUUGACCUACUCCACCUUAACCGAGCGGAUGAGAAAGGAUAAGCGAGAGGGAAUUUAUCAGUUUAAUAUUAUUGACUAUUUUAAGAAAAAUUCCAAAGAUGGGAACCUGAGGAGGAGGUAUCAUAACCAAGUGAGCACGGCGUCGUCCUCCUGCAGGUUGAAGGGAACCGCUGGGGGGAGCAGAACGAAUCUGGGCAGGACAGAUUUGGGCAGAACGGAUCUUGGCAGAACGGAUCUGGGCAGUCGCCUAUCGGGCCGCUUCCCCCCGAACGACCAAAGUGUGUACAAAAAGAUGAAAAAAAUAAACUUAAAAAAUUUAAACAACAUGUCGAUAAAGUUCGGAGGAACCAUUUCGUCCUUCUUCGACAACAUGGAGCAAUUUCCACCCGAUGUCUUGAUCAACUGGCAAAAAGCAGUCAUCCAUAAUGUCAACAAUAACCCUACUAAUGUGAGCAUAAAGGAGCUCAUCUCCUUAUUGAGGUACUCGAAUCACGACUCGGAUGUUUUUUACAACAUAAGAAAUGUAUUCACCUCUUUGGUUAACUACCCCAAUAUCAAUGGGAGGACAGAGAAGGACAUCCUUCUGGACAUAAAAGAAUGUUAUGAUAAUUAUUACUCUUUGAAGACAGACGAAGACAUUGCCGAUGUGUGUGGUCAUGUAUGUAUGAAGUUUGGUGAAUUUGAGAAGGCGAUAUAUUAUAUGAAACAAAGUCUGCGCAAUUUUAAGCAGAGUCGACACUCCUCUACGUAUAUUAACAUUGCGUCAUGCUAUAAGGUACUCCGAAAUUAUUACAAAUCGAUUAAAUUCAUCAGAUGUGCGAUUAAGUUGUCCAAUCGGGAGGCUCGAAGGAGGGUUCCAUGUGGGGAGGCAGGAGAAGAUGGACACCAUCCACACGGAGAACACAGCGCACAUGGCGAACACAGCGCACAUGGAGGAUUCUCCCACAACAAUCUGAAUCAUGCACACGACCUUCUGUAUAACAUCCAAUUUUGCUUGAAUCCAAUUACCUACGCCAUCGUAGGGGUCAACCAUUUCGUGCAGAAUGAUGGUUUGUAUUACCUCUCCUUCGAAAAUCGAAUAAAACUAAAGUUCAUUUUUUUGCUUGCCAAGGAGGAGGAAGAAGUCCUACGCUUCAUGAACAGUAAGUACAAAAGUUCAGCCUAUGAGAAAAGCACUCGAAACAUGGACCUCUCCGAGAUUAUUAUUGUCAGAGUUUACAACGCGAAUGAGGUGAUCUCCAUGGAGGAGGUGGACACCACCCAACUGAGUGGUGGAAAAAAGGUGGAAGUAACUCAAUAUGGAGAUAACCAAGCGGAAGAGCAAAAUCGAUCCUACCAGAAUGUAGCCCAUUUGAAGAAGAACCUCCGAGAGUGCCUAUCCAAGUACAACUUCCAGUUCUGCGUAAUCGACGCCCCGUGGGCAAUAAAGGCAGACGUGACAGAGUUGAUGGUGGAUCACUCGAAGCACAUGUUCACCUAUGGUACCCUAUCUGACUGUAGUAAGCGCUCCAUGGAGGUGAUUUCAAAAUAUAAGCAAAUUUCUAAACAAAUCAGUUGGGUAAACAACAACUAUGUCCAUGACGAGUGUCUGUAUGAAGCGAGAGAUGCACUGAAUCACAUCAAGAGCGUCAUAUCCGUGACGGUUACUCAUUAUAGCAUGAAUUUGUACAAUAAGAAAAAUGGCUCCAUCCCCAGUGCGCACAUUUUGACAGAAGAUCUGUGCAUCAUUCUGAAUGCCCUGCAAGUGAUCUUGAACUUGAACGUGACGGGCUUGACAGCCAACUUUUUGAGGCGCCAGGGAGGGGACGCGGCGGGUAAAGAGGCGGCGAAGGAGGAGAGCCAAGGCGACAAGUUAGUAACAGGGGGGGAGAUGGAGAUGGAGAUGGUGAAGCAGAUGGAGGAGAAGGCGGAGAAGACCCACCUAGACGGAGACUACAUCUCCCUCUCAGGCAUACUAACCUUCCAACACCACAAAACAUUGCCGGACGAAAUGAACGUGCACGGGAACUACCUCCUAAUGAAUAACCGAAAUGAAGAGUUCUUAACAAAAAUUAAUUUCGUUGGGGUUCACGGGUCCUUGUGCUUAAAAAAAACGUUAUCCAAUUGGUCAGUCCAAGUGUUUAACCUGAAUAAUGCGAAGGUGUACGAGAAGUCGGGUCGCAUUUCAGCUAGCCAAAAUUCGAACGAUGUGUUCAUUAGUCAGUAUUUGAUAAAAACGGAUGGUAAGGAUAACCAGGUGAAGCAUUUUAACGAGUACGACUUGAAGGGUUCCUGCAAGGGUUCCAGUGAGUCCAUCGACUCGGACAUUGACAUCUUGGAGUUUUCUUCCGACGAGGAAUGGGGAUCCUACCCAAAGGGAUCUCCCCAAGUGGGGGCCUCUUCCGGAGCCAUCAUCGAUGAUGUGAAGAAAGAAUGCUGCGAUGAGGUUGAGUCUACGAAAGAGCACUAUGCAGCAGUGGCCGCGAGCAACAACCACGAUGAGCUAUCCCUUGAUAAAAAUUUGGACGUUCUGAAGGGCAUACCAGGAAGGAGGUUCCAUUCCACAGGAAAGGACGUAUACGAAAAUAUAAACUUGGACGAGUCCCUCGUCGACGUCUCGGUUAAUAACAACUGCUUUUACUCGAGGAUCGUUGAGGGGAUACAGAUGUCCCACAAGAAGGGGGGUGCGAUGGUUCACUUUAAGUACAUGGCGCCUUGA